This is a messenger RNA of Danio rerio (zebrafish), 2756 nucleotides long. It is a transcript of the gene cdh10a, whose product is annotated as cadherin 10, type 2a (T2-cadherin). Gene Ontology annotation, biological process: cell-cell adhesion; morphogenesis of an epithelium; homophilic cell-cell adhesion. Gene Ontology annotation, molecular function: calcium ion binding. The record is from RefSeq and is marked provisional. Lineage: Eukaryota; Metazoa; Chordata; Actinopteri; Cypriniformes; Danionidae. Gene Ontology annotation, cellular component: adherens junction; membrane; cell-cell junction.
AGAGCUGGGGAGAGUGAGAGAGAGAGAGAAGGCUUUAUGUGUGCGUGUCUCUGUGAGAGAGAGAGAGAAAGAGAGAGAGAGAGAGCAAGAGAGAGAAAGAGAGAGAGAGAAAGAGAGAGAGAGGCAGCUGGAGUCUCACACAACUGUAGUCAGUCUUGGAAUCCGAGCGCUGCCAAGAGGCGAACACUGAAGCCAGCGCUGCACUUCCAUGAGGAUGACAUGCUCUCAGAAGAGCACAGGACGCUGAUUUGUUAAGGGAAUCAAAGGAGGAUCAAAGGCGAUUCUACAAUGUCAGGGUUGCUGAUGUUGCCAUCUACAUCGCUUUCAAUUCAGCGCUGCCUCGCCUUCUUAGCUUAUUCAUAAGGAGUCGCUGUCAUCGUGACGAUCGAUUGGCUGCAAUGAUAAUGAAUCACUUCCUCUGGCUGCUUCCACUGGUCUUUCCGCACCUGAGCUCCCCAGUCAUACUGCUAGAGAGGAAUGAUGGGAAUCUCUUUCACAACUGGAGCUAUCAGAUGAAAGGAGAUAAAAUGGUGCUGCACAGAUCCAAAAGGGACUGGAUGUGGAGGCAGUUCUUCCUGUCGGAGGAAUACAUGGGAAAUAACAAUCAGUAUGUCGGCAAGCUUCGCUCAGACAAAGACCGAGGAGACGGCACUGCCAGAUACGUUCUCUCUGGGGAAGGAGCAGGCACAGUUUUUCGUAUCGAUGAGAAGUCUGGGGAUUUACAUGCUACACAGAGACUGGACAGAGAGGAAAAGUCCUCUUACACACUGCAGGCCCAGGCUUUCAACAGGAUCACGGGCCUCCCUUUGGAGCCUGCCACUGAAUUCAUUGUCAAGAUACAUGACAUCAAUGACAACGAGCCCAAAUUUACCAGGGCUGUCUACGCUGCCAGUGUACCUGAAAUGUCAGACGUCGGUACUUUUGUAAUAGAAGUCAAUGCCACUGACGCAGAUGAUGCCACAUAUGGAAACAGUGCUAAACUUGUGUACAGCAUCCUGCAAGGGCAGCCCUAUUUCUCUGUGGAGCCCGAGACAGGAAUUGUCAGAAUAGCUCUUCCCAAUAUGGACCGGGAAGUGCGAAAGGAUUAUCAGGUGGUCAUACAAGCCAAGGACAUGGCAGGGCAGAUGGGUGGUCUGUCUGGAACCACUAUGGUCAACGUCACCCUUACAGAUGUCAACGACAGUCCGCCUCGUUUUGCUUACAGUUCUUACCACCUAAGCACUUAUGAGUCGGCAGAAAUCGGAUCAACUGUGGGCCGAAUCAAAGCCAAUGAUGGCGACGAAGGAGAAAAUGCUGAGAUGAAAUACAGAAUGUCUGAUGGAGAUGGGAAAGAAUAUCUGGAUAUAAUAACAGAUGAGAUUUCCCAAGAGGGUGUCAUCGUUAUUAAAAAGAAAUUGGACUACGAAACCAAACGCGUUUACACUGUGAAAGUGGAGGUCUCCAACACACACCAGGACCCCAAUUUCUUUCAUCUGGGCCCUUUCUCAGACACUGCCAUUGUGAAAGUCACUGCCAGAGAUGUAGAUGAGCCUCCAGUCUUCAGCAGGACUCAGUACGUCUUUGAAGUCAAUGAGGACACACCGAAAGGAACAGUAAUUGGAACUGUUACAGCCCGUGACCCCGAUGCCACAGAUUACCCAAUCCUAUAUGCAAUAGAUCAGCACACAGACCCGGAGAGACUCUACCACAUCGACCCCAAGAAUGGAUCCAUCACAAUUCUUAAGUCUCUUGACAGGGAGGUGUCAAAGUGGCACAAUAUCUCAGUUCUGGCCAGUGAGAUGAAUAACCCUCACCAAAGGAGCCGUGUUCCUGUCUUGAUAAAGGUUUUGGAUGUGAAUGACAAUGCGCCAGAGUUUGCCAUGAUUUACGAGACGUUUGUUUGUGAGAAUUUCAAAGCCGGAGAGCUCAUACAGACUAUCAGCGCCAUUGACACAGACGAUCCUCUUGUGGGCCACAAAUUUGUAUUCAGCUUGAGUUCGUUGAAUCCAAACUUUACCAUCUUUGAUAAUGAAGAUAACACAGCCAGAAUCCUGACCAGAAGAAGUGGAUUUAACAGGCGUGAAAUGAGUGUCUACUAUCUGCCAGUAGUUAUCUCCGACAGCGACUACCCCAUCCAGAGCAGCACCAGCACAUUGACCAUUCGUGUGUGCAGCUGCGAUGCCACCGGCACAAUGCGUUCCUGCAGUGUUGAUGCGUUGCUGCUCUCUGCUGGACUCAGCACUGGAGCGCUGGUGGCCAUACUGCUCUGCAUCCUUAUCCUGCUUAUGAUUGUGGUGCUGUUCUCGGCUCUGAAGAAACAGAGGAGAAAGGAACCCCUUAUCAUCUCGAAGGAGGACGUCCGGGACAAUGUGGUCAGCUACAACGAUGAGGGCGGUGGCGAGGAAGACACGCAGGCCUUCGACAUCGGCACACUGCGCCACCCGGAGGUCAUCGAAAGCAACAAACUGCGGCGCGACAUCAUUCCAGAGAUGCUGUUUCCCUACCAUAGACCUUCACCCAUGAAGGAGUGCGCAGACGUCAGGGACUUCAUUAUCAGCAGACUGCAAGAAAACGACACAGACCCUUUCGCCCCGCCUUAUGAUUCGCUCGCAACUUACGCUUAUGAGGGAAACGGAUCAAUCGCUGAGUCACUGAGCUCUCUGGAGUCAUCUCUCACUGAGGGAGACCAUGAAUAUGAUUACCUUUCUAACUGGGGCCCGCAGUUUAAGAAGCUCGCCGACAUGUACAUUGGAAAGGAUACAGGAAUCGCCAACUAG